Molecule: messenger RNA, 1658 nt
Organism: Chinchilla lanigera (long-tailed chinchilla)
Lineage: Eukaryota; Metazoa; Chordata; Mammalia; Rodentia; Chinchillidae
Gene: Ptgdr2
Product: prostaglandin D2 receptor 2
Exons: 3
Coding region: 557-1618 (353 amino acids)
Biological process (GO): inflammatory response; positive regulation of cytosolic calcium ion concentration; complement receptor mediated signaling pathway
Cellular component (GO): plasma membrane
Molecular function (GO): complement receptor activity; G protein-coupled receptor activity
Source: RefSeq, a predicted model, not a curated record
GCAGUCCUCCUGUCUCCGCUUCUUAGAUUGCUGGGAUUACAGAUGGGCAGCACCACACCCAGCAAGAAGCUGACUCUUAGAAGCCCAGCUGCAUCGUGUGACCCAUGUCACUGAGGCGCACAGCCCCUGAGGGUAGAUGCCCACCCUGCUUCCUCCGGGGUCUUGGGACAGGAGGACGGGGACCUUGGUGGGGUGGAUCGGCCGUGGACACGGGACCGGCGCCUUCCUCCACCUGCCCUGUGUCACGCAGCUGCAUGGCGCACGUGAUUCAGGCCCCGCACGCGGUGGUGUCCCUGUGCGCAGCUGUCUCCCGGCUGCAGCCUCCUCCUGGCGGGAGGGCCUGAGUCUCCCUGCACAGCUGGGACAGCUCUCCCUCACUGCCCCGCCCAUGUGGCACAAGUGCACACACACACACACACACACACACACUCGCGCGCGCUCCAGCUGAGCGUUUCCUCCACUGCUCACUGUCCGCUCCGCCUGUUCGAGCCACGCGUCUCUCUGCUGCCGCUGCCACGGAGCUGCCUGUCUCUGGGGCUGGAGUCCAGGCCCUGCCAUGGCCAACGCCACCCUGCCGCCGCUGUGCCCCAUCCUGGAGCAGAUGAGCCAGCUGCGGAGCCACCGCAACUCCAGCCUGCGCUACAUGGACCACGCCUCCGUGCUGCUGCACGGUCUGGCGGCGCUGCUGGGCCUGGCCGAGAACGGCCUCAUCGUCUUCGUGGUGGGCUGCCGCAUGCGCCAGACCGUGGUCACCACCUGGGCGCUGCACCUGGCGCUGUCCGACCUGCUGGCCUCGGCCUCGCUGCCCUUCUUCACCUACUUCCUGGCCGUGGGGCACUCGUGGGAGCUGGGCACGGCCUUCUGCAAGCUGCACUCGUCCGUGUUCUUCCUGAACAUGUUCGCCAGCGGCUUCCUGCUCAGCGCCAUCAGCCUGGACCGCUGCGUGCGCGUCGUGCGCCCGGUGUGGGCGCAGAACCACCGCUCGGUGGCCGCGGCGCGCAGGGUGUGCGCGGCGCUGUGGGCGCUGGCGCUGCUCAACACGGUGCCCUACUUCGUGUUCCGCGACACCAUCCCGCGGCGCGACGGCCGCACCAUGUGCUACUACAACGUGCUGCUGCUGGCGCCGGGCGGCGACCGCAACGCCACCUGCGGCGCGCGGCAGACGGCGCUGGCGGCCAGCAAGUUCCUGCUGGCCUUCGUGCUGCCGCUGGGCGUCAUCGCCGCCAGCCACUGGGGCCCCUACCACGCCUUCAGCCUGCUCGAGGCGCGCGCGCACGCCGUGCCCAGCCUGCGGCCGCUGGCCUGGCGCGCGCUGCCCCUCGUCACCAGCCUGGCCUUCGUCAACAGCGUGGUCAACCCGCUGCUCUACGUGCUCACCUGCCCGGACGUGGGCCGCAAGCUGCGCCGCUCGCUGCGCGCCGUGCUGGAGAGCGUGCUGGUGGAGGACGGCGAGCCGGGCUCCCGCCGCCGCCGCCGCCCCUCCUCCCCCGGGGUCGCCUUGGCGUCCUCGUCACUGUCGCUGGCCGACCGCCAGGCCUGUUCCCUGCUGCGCUGGUUGCGGGGCUCCCGGGGGACCGCGAGCGAGAGCACGCCCAGCUCGGCCUCCGGCUCGGGGUAGGGUGCAGCCGAAAUAAAGUGAGCGGGGCAGCGCCUUUCAA